Messenger RNA from Lepidothrix coronata (blue-crowned manakin), 12824 nucleotides. It is a transcript of the gene DNAH3, whose product is annotated as dynein axonemal heavy chain 3. The transcript is spliced from 63 exons. Gene Ontology annotation, biological process: microtubule-based movement. Gene Ontology annotation, cellular component: dynein complex. Bases 380 to 12526 code for a protein of 4048 amino acids. Gene Ontology annotation, molecular function: ATP hydrolysis activity; ATP binding; dynein light intermediate chain binding. Lineage: Eukaryota; Metazoa; Chordata; Aves; Passeriformes; Pipridae. The record is from RefSeq and is a predicted model, not a curated record.
GCGCCCGAGCCCCGGGCGUUACCGCCGCCCGGCCCGCGGCCUGCACCGAGAGCCGAGCUCAGGACGCGUUAAUUAAUCACCCCCCGUUAAUCACCGCUGCAGCCGCGCCGCCGGCGCCCAGCGGGUGCCCCGCGGAGGUACAAGGAUUUGUGUAGACAGUGGAAGUAAGAGUUGUAUAUUAACACAAAUUUGGACCAUGGGGUCUAAAAGCCCAGCACAAGAUACCUGCAAGAAGAGGAUGGUGAGGAGCAUGUAACAACAAGGGUGUUUAUAGUGAGGGGAAGGACGGAAAAAGUGUUAGCAAACAAAAGACCAAAACAAAAUAAAGCCAACGCAGAACCUGAGGCUCCUGAGGUCACGAAACAAUUCUCUGUACAACAUGAGUCACCCAGAGCAGUUCCCGGACUUCCCGCCCCUGCCUGCCUCUGCCUCUGCUUCUGCUUCUGCUUCAGCUGCACCUGCAGACUUGCAGGAGCUUCUCCUUCAGAAGAGUGCCUAUCCCCCUUUGAUGCAACAGUCAUCCUUGACUUUGGCAGCUCCAUUCAAGGAACAGAGUCACUACCGGAGCCCAAGUGACUCCAUAGCUAAUAACUACACUCUUACUGCACGGGAUUUAAAAAUGAAAAAUGUGUCCAAAGUCAAGUCCUCUUCAAUGAUAGAGUUAUCACAGGCUUCAGGAGGGGAGAGGACACCCUCACCACCUCCGAGAAAAAAGCUCAAACGUUCACAAAGACGAUGGAGUUCUGAUAGUACUUUGUUAAGCAUUUUGAAUCCCAUUUCACUGAGUGCACCUGUUCAUGUGGCAGACCUGCAUGUCCUAAAUUACACAGACAACCAGCCACUGACCCCAGAAGAACAAUUUGCUGUCAUGGAUUUACAUGAGAAGGAGACAAGUAAGCGAGAAAAGCCACCUUCAAGCAAUGAUAUAGAGCGGUACUGUUACUACAUAUAUAAUGGAGUGCAGGAAGACAUGGUGGCACCUCAGGAUGAGGAAGUGAUGAAUGAAAUUUUAAGCCAUGUUCCAACUCACAUUCUUACUAACCCAGGCCUGGAGAAAUUACUUGCAAGGUUGAAAGAAGAGAUUAAGGCAGACUAUUAUAUCGGCCUCAUGAAAUCCAUUGUUGAUUAUGUCCUGAUGGAUCCAGCUGAGAGAGAGAGACUGUCUAUCCGAAGUACCCCACGCCCUUUUCCCCGGAGAGUUGUCUGUGGACCAGUCCCAUGGCACAGCUCUUAUGGAGAAACGAAAACUUGGAAUGAAAGGAAUCUAUUCGUAGUGAAUUCAUUGAUGCUGACUUUGCAAGACCUCUGGCUUUCUGAGUACAGCCAUCUAAGGUUUGUUCGCACUGCAGAGAUGCUUUGUGGACACCUGCCACUGCUGCCUGAUGAAUUUGAGGAGAUCGUUCGAAGACACUGUUUGGAAGCUCGAGACAUCCUUCAGAACAAGUGGAUCCCAACCUGUGCAUCUGUUUUCAUUGAUCAGAAAAAUAAAUGGCUUCAUUUUGCUCCUGAAAGGGACUCUGAUUCCUCUGAGCGAGUUGAAAGCUAUUUUAGUUCAGUGGCAGCUCUGAUGUCGUUACAGUUACGUGAGAUGGUUGUUAACUCCUUAGAAGAUCUUCUUGAAUUUUUUAUGAUCCACAAGGAUGGAAAUGAUUUUACAGAACCAUAUCGAGGAAUACAGUUCUUUAUACCUCAGAUACUGAGAGUGAGACUGUGUGUGAAGGAACCUGAUAUUGUCUUUGAGCCAUCCUUGAGAGGAUGUUGGGAUUUAUUCAGUCAUGCCUUCAAGGAGAUCCUGCGCAGUGCUGAGGAACUUCCAAAGGUAGAAAGACUUCUGUUUCCAAAAUUACAAAGAGAUAAUCUCACUCUCAGUACAGUCAAACCAGAGGAAUCAUUGUUUUCAGACUAUAUCAACAAACUUGAAAAGAUCUUUGAGAGCAACAUACUCGGUCCACAGAAGUAUUUAAAUGUGUACAGGAAAUACAGCAAUCUUUUGAACAAUGAGGCACUGCAAGAUGUCACAGAUUUCUGGAAAAAAGGUCCUUCUUUAGAAGCUUUAACUGAGAAGAUUGACAGCUUAACAAAACUGAAAAGAGAGAUUGCUUCUAUGCAUGUCACUAUUCCUCUGGCCAUGUUCUGUCUGGAUGCUCUACACCUGCAUGAGGAACUCUGCAAUCGGACCCAGAAUCUGAAAGACAAAUUGAUUGAAUUUCAAGUGAUAGAAAACAGAGAGUUAAAUCAAAGAAUUUGUGAUGAUUUUAACUUCAUUGCAAAGAAAAUGAGUGAGGUGCCUCAGAACACUGAACAGCUGGUGGAAUAUGAUGCAUUCUUAAAGAAAUCCAGUGAAGUUACUGUUGUUAAACUGAAAAAGGACCUCGUCAAAGCAACACGCAGACUGCAAGUGCUCAUGGACUAUGCUGAUCUUUCUCGUGAUGACAUAAAUCUGAAUAGUGCAGUUUUCCAUUGGCCUGAUCAGAUUCAGAAAAUAUUUGACGACAGUAAACAGCUGUCAACUAAAAGGAGGGAUCAUGUAGAGAUGCUGUUGAUUGAAAGGUGUUCUCAGUUUGAGAAAACUCUUCAAGGUUAUAAUAAAGAACUAGACAGCUACAAAAAGCGGGAUGUCAUGACCGUAGAAGACAUGAAGAACAGCGCUCGGCAUUUUGAGGAGUUAAAUAAGAAUCUAGAAAAUGCACUAAUAGAAUUUGAGGAUAUUACUAGAGAAGAAGAUUUGCUUGGGCGAGAGAAGAGUCAAUUUCCUCUAUUGCAAAGUAUAAUUGCAAGGAAAGAACCCUUUGAGCAACUUUGGGUAACAGCAUAUAAUUUCCAUACCAAAUCUGAGGAGUGGAUGAAUGGAACUCUACAGCAGUUUAGUGCUGAUGAAAUUACUGAAGAAAUUGGAAAUAUGUGGAGGAUUAUGUACAAGCUCUGUAAGAGCUUCCCAGACCUGCCCGGGCCCAGACGUUUGGCAGAAUCUAUGAAAUAUAAACUUGAUAAAUUUAAACAGCAUAUUCCUAUCCUGGUAAUUGCCUGCAAUCGUGGAAUGAAGCAGAGACACUGGGAGCAGAUUAGCGAAAUUGUAGGGUGUGAGAUCAAACCUGAUGAAAAGACUACUCUUAGAAACAUACUGGACUUUGGACUCUCAAAAUAUAUUGAACAACUGGAACCUGUUGGAGCAGCUGCAAGUAAGGAGUAUUCCUUAGAGAAAUCAAUAGAGAAGAUGCAAUCAGAGUGGGUCAAUGUGCAUUUAGUUUUGGUGCAGUACAGAGAUACUGACAUCAACAUCCUGGCGUCAGUGGAUGAAAUCCAGCUUUUGCUGGAUGAUCACAUCGUUAAGACUCAGACAAUAUGUGGCUCUCCCUUCAUCAAACCAAUCGAAGCUCAAUGCUUGGCUUGGAAAGAUAAGCUGUGUUUAAUGCAAGAUAUUCUAGAUAGCUGGCUAAAAUGCCAGGCAACAUGGUUGUAUUUGGAACCAAUUUUUAGCUCAGAAGACAUUGUAGCUCAAAUGCCUGAAGAGGGCAGAAAGUUUCAGAUUGUGGAUUCAUACUGGAAAAACAUUAUGGCAGAAGUGGUGAAAGACACAAAGGUUCUUGUAGCAACUGAACAACCCAAGAUGUUAGACAGACUUCAGGAAGCAAAUACUCUCUUAGAAGACAUUCAGAAGGGGCUGAAUACUUACUUGGAGUCAAAAAGAUUAUUUUUCCCGAGAUUCUUUUUCCUGUCUAACGAUGAGCUGCUUGAAAUACUGUCUGAAACAAAGGAUCCCCUUCGAGUACAACCACAUUUAAAGAAGUGUUUUGAAGGAAUUGCUAAGCUGGAGUUCACAGAAGAUCUGGAGAUCGUAGGCAUGAUUAGUUCAGAGAAAGAAGUUGUUCCUUUCAUAGAUAAAAUCUAUCCAGUGAAAGCAAAUGGCAUGGUAGAAAAAUGGCUUUUUCAAGUAGAGGAAAUGAUGUUGGCCAGUGUAAGACAAGUUCUUCAUGAUGGCAUAAAAGGAUAUAGUGAGGUUCCUCGUAAAACGUGGGUACUUCAGUGGCCUGGGCAGGCAGUUAUUUGUGUUUCAUCCAUUUACUGGACAGAAGAAGUCUCUGAGGCCAUAAGCAAAGGAACUUUACCAGAUUUCCUGGAGAAGAGCAAUCUACAAAUUAGGGAGAUUGUUGAGUUAGUGAGAGGGAAGCUGUCCAGUGGAGCCCGGCUGACACUUGGAGCUCUCAUUGUCAUCGAUGUGCACGCUCGUGAUGUCGUUGCAAAAUUGGUUGAAGACAAAGUCAAAGAUCUGAAUGACUUUCAGUGGAUUUCUCAGCUGAGAUACUACUGGGAAGGGAACGAUGUAGUAGUGAGAAUGAUUACAACAGAAAUGAAAUAUGGUUACGAGUAUCUGGGCAAUUCCCAGCGUCUGGUCAUAACCCCACUAACAGACCGAUGUUAUAGGACAUUAAUGGGUGCCUUGAAAUUAAAUCUUGGUGGUGCUCCAGAAGGGCCUGCUGGAACUGGCAAAACAGAAACAACAAAAGAUCUAGCAAAAGCACUAGCUAAGCAGUGUGUUGUCUUUAAUUGCUCCGAUGGGCUUGAUUACAAGGCAAUGGGCAAAUUCUUCAAGGGACUGGCACAAGCUGGUGCAUGGGCCUGCUUUGAUGAGUUCAAUAGAAUUGAGGUUGAAGUAUUAUCUGUAGUUGCCCAACAAAUCCUUAGCAUCCAGCAAGCUAUUAUUCGCAAACUCAAAAAAUUCAUCUUUGAAGGGACAGAGCUCUCUCUUAAUCCUACAUGUGCUGUGUUUAUCACGAUGAAUCCUGGGUAUGCUGGACGGGCAGAGUUGCCUGAUAAUCUGAAGGCACUGUUCCGAACAGUUGCCAUGAUGGUUCCAGAUUACGCUUUGAUUGGUGAAAUUUCCCUUUAUUCAAUGGGAUUUCUGGACUCUAAGAGUCUUGCCCAGAAAAUUGUUGCCACGUACCGUCUGUGCUCGGAGCAGCUGUCAUCCCAGCACCACUAUGACUAUGGGAUGCGUGCAGUCAAAUCUGUCCUGACAGCAGCAGGAAACCUAAAGCUGAAGUACCCAACUGAAAAUGAAAGUGUGUUGUUACUUCGGGCUUUGAUGGAUGUUAAUUUGGCCAAGUUCUUGUCACAGGAUGUGCCAUUGUUUCAGGGUAUCAUAUCUGACCUGUUUCCUGGAGUGGUUCUUCCUACACCAGACUAUGACCUAUUUAUCAAGGCACUAACUAAAAAUAUUGAGAAGAUGAAUCUUCAACCAGUUCCAUGGUUUAUUGGAAAAAUUAUUCAGGUCUAUGAAAUGAUGCUGGUGCGCCAUGGUUUCAUGAUUGUUGGAGAUCCUAUGAGUGGGAAGACCUCUUCAUACAAAGUGCUGGCUGGAGCCCUGGCAGAUUUGUGUGCAGCAAAAUGCAUGGAUGAAUUUGCUGUUGAAUACAAAGUUAUUAAUCCCAAAGCCAUUACUAUGGGACAGCUGUAUGGCAGUUUUGAUCCUGUCAGUCACGAGUGGUCAGAUGGAGUUCUUGCAAAGGCCUUCAGGGAACAGGCAUCUUCUACCACAGACGAUCGCAAGUGGAUUAUUUUUGAUGGCCCAGUGGAUGCAGUUUGGAUAGAGAACAUGAACACUGUGCUGGAUGAUAAUAAAAAGCUAUGCUUAAUGAGUGGUGAAAUAAUUCAGAUGAAUUCACAAAUGAGUUUAAUCUUCGAACCAGCGGACUUAGAGCAGGCAUCUCCAGCAACCGUCAGCAGGUGUGGUAUGAUCUAUAUGGACCCACAACAGUUAGGUUGGAAGCCACUGAAGGAUUCCUACCUGAAAACUCUGCCUCCAAACCUGCAUGAAGAACACCGAGUGCUGGUCGAUGACUUGUUUACGUGGCUAGUCCAGCCCUGUUUAGAUUUUAUUCACCAUCGUUGCAAAGCCAUUGUACAAACAUCCUCUAUUCAUCUGAGUUACAGCUUGAUGAAACUCUAUACUUGUCUGCUUGAUGAAAUACAUGGAUCUGAGGAAGAGGAGCAGGAAGUCAUGUCUAGUCAGCAAAUCACCUUGUGGCUGCAGAGCCUUUUCCUUUUUGCUUUGGUGUGGACAGUUGGUGGGAUCAUUGAUGCAGACAGCAGAAAAAAAUUUGAUUCAUUUUACCGCAACUUGCUAAUGGGAAUGAAUGAGGAAAACCCACGCCCUAAAAGUGUGAAGCUUACCAAAAACAAUAUCUUCCCAGAAAAAGGGAAUGUUUAUGACUUCUAUUUUCACAAGCAUGGCAGUGGGCAGUGGCACAUGUGGACGGAGUACAUCACAAAAGAAGAGCAAGUCAUCUCUCCUGGGGCUAAGGUAUCUGAGCUGACCAUUCCAACAAUAGAAACUGCCAGACAAAUGUUUUUUCUUAAAACAUAUGUGGAACACAGUGUGCCUUUGCUUUUUGUGGGUCCCACUGGCACUGGAAAAACAGCUAUAACAAACAAUUUUCUACUAAAACUUCCAAAGGAAAAAUACAUCCCGAGUUUCAUCAACUUCUCUGCAAGAACCUCUGCUAGCCAAACCCAGGAUAUUAUUAUGUCCAAGCUGGACAGAAGAAGAAAAGGAGUAUUUGGACCUCCUGCGGGGAAAGAAGCUGUAAUAUUUGUGGAUGACCUAAACAUGCCUGAAAAGGAAGUGUAUGGAGCCCAGCCAGCUAUUGAGCUUCUCAGACAAUUGAUUGAUCAUGGUCACUGGUAUGACAAGAAAGAUGCAUCCCAGAUUAGUAUCAUAGAUGUGCUGCUUGUUACAGCCAUGGGUCCACCUGGGGGAGGCAGGAAUGAUAUUACAGGACGCUUCACACGGCACUUGAACAUUGUAUCGAUCUGCUCUUUCAACGAUGACAUAUUAACCAAGAUUUUUACUGCAGUUACUGACUGGCACUUCAGCAAAGGCUUUGACUCUUCAUUUCUGAAGCUGGGUAAGAUGAUGGUCCAGGCGACAUCAGUGAUUUAUAAAAUGGCAGUUGAUAAUUUUCUCCCGACUCCUUCGAAAUCCCACUAUGUCUUUAAUCUGCGGGAUUUUUCCAGGGUUAUUAAAGGAGUUUUGCUCUGUCCCCACACUCAUCUGCAAGAUGGAGACAAACUGAUCAGACUUUGGAUUCAUGAGGUUUACAGAGUUUUCUAUGAUCGCUUAGUUGAUGAGGAUGACAGGAAGGUAUUCUUUCAGAUGGUACAAGAUACAACAUUAAAUAGCUUCAAGCAGAACUUUAAUAAGGUGCUGAGCCAUCUCUCACCUACUGGAAAAGUCACUGAUGAUAAUAUUCGCAGCCUGUUCUUUGGAGACUAUUUAAAGCCCAGCAGUAGUGUCAAAGUAUAUGAUGAAAUCACAGACUUAAAGCAGCUGACAAGCGUGAUGGAAUACUACCUUGAGGAGUACAACAAUGUCAGCAAAGCACCAAUGUCCUUGGUCAUGUUCAAGUUUGCUAUUGAGCAUAUCUCCAGGAUAUGCAGGGUGUUGAAACAGGACAAUGGGCACCUGCUGUUGGUGGGGGUUGGCGGGAGCGGCCGGCAGAGCGCGACCAAGCUGGCCACCUUCAUGAAUUCCUUUGAGCUCUUUCAGAUUGAAAUCACCAAGUCCUACGGAGUCAAUGAAUGGAAAGAUGACAUUAAACAAGUCAUGCUGAAAGCAGGUGUUGGAAACACCAACGUGUCCUUUUUGUUCUGUGAUAAUCAAAUAAAGGAUGAAUCGUUUGUGGAAGAUAUCAACAUGCUUUUAAACACUGGUGAUGUGCCUAAUAUCUUUGCAGCAGAUGAGAAGGCUGAAAUUGUUGAGAAAAUGCAAGGUGCAGCAAGGAUGGAGAACAGGAAGAUUGAAGCCACUCCCCUUGCUAUGUACAGUUUCUUUAUUGAAAGGGUGAAGAAAAAUUUGCAUAUUGUUUUAGCCAUGAGUCCUAUUGGAGAUGCAUUUCGGAAUCGAUUACGGAUGUUCCCUUCACUGAUAAACUGCUGCACCAUUGACUGGUUCCAAACAUGGCCUACAGAUGCUUUGGAAAUGGUUGCUAACAAGUUUUUAGAGGAUAUUGAACUCAAAGAUGACAUUAGAAAAGAGGUUGUGUCACUGUGCAAAUAUUUCCAAGAAAGUGUGAGGGAACUCUCUGUCAGCUACUACGCGACACUGCGAAGACACAACUACGUGACACCAACUUCCUACGUUGAAUUGAUUCUUACUUUUAAGAGUCUGCUGAAUAAAAAAAGGGAAGAAGUUGACAUGAUGAGGACUCGUUAUCUUGUGGGACUUGAAAAACUUGAUUUUGCAUCUUUACAAGUUGCAGAGAUGCAGAAAGAACUGACUGCCCUUCAGCCUGAACUGAUUGAAACUUCUGCUGAAACAGAAAAAAUGAUGGUCAAGAUUGAAAAGGAAACAGUUGAAGUAGAUGCAAUAAAGGAAGUCGUGUCAGCAGAUGAAAAAGAGGCCAAUGAUGCAGCUGCUGUUGCCCAAGGCAUUAAGGAUGAAUGUGAAGCAGACCUUGCUGAGGCCCUGCCAGCUCUGGCUGCAGCACAGGCAGCUCUUGAUACCCUGAAUCCUUCAGACAUCUCUCUUGUGAAAUCCAUGCAGAAUCCACCUGGUCCUGUUAAGCUCGUCAUGGAGAGUAUCUGUAUCAUGAGGUCAACUAAACCAGAGAGAAAACCUGACCCAAGUGGCAGUGGUAAAAUGAUUGAAGACUACUGGGGGCCAGCUAAAAAAAUUCUUUCAGAUAUCAAGUUCCUUGAGAAAUUACAGAAAUACGACAAGGAUAAUAUUCCCCCCGCUAUAAUGAAGAGAAUCAGAGAGAAGUUCAUUGGUCACGCAGAUUUUCAGCCAGAUGUCGUAAAAAACGUCUCAUCUGCCUGUGAAGGACUUUGCAAGUGGGUGCGAGCCAUGGAGGUGUACGACCGUGUUCAGAAGGUGGUCGCCCCAAAGCGUGAACGUUUGAAAGGGGCAGAAGAAGUACUGGAGGUUCAAAUGCAGAAGUUAAGAGUGAAACAAGCAGCACUGAAGGAGGUAGUUGAUCGCCUUCAGGCUUUGCAAGAUGAGUUUGACAAAAUGAAUAACAAGAAGAAAGAACUAGAAGAUAAUAUUGAACGCUGUUCCCAAAAGCUCGUGAGGGCUGAGCAGCUGAUUAGUGGUCUGGGUGGAGAGAAAGAGAGGUGGACAGAAGCUGCACGAUUGUUAGGAAUUCGGUACACGGACCUCGUAGGAGAUGUGCUGUUAUCAUCGGGAACUGUGGCAUAUUUGGGAGCCUUUACUGUCGAUUACCGCCUCAAGUGCCAACAGCAGUGGCAGGUUCUGUGCAGUGAGAAGAACAUCCCGUGCUCCAGUGAUUUUAGCUUAAGUAACACGUUAGGGGAUCCCGUCAAAAUCCGGGCGUGGCAGAUUGCUGGAUUGCCAGUUGAUUCUUUUUCCGUUGACAAUGGUAUAAUUGUUUCCAACUCAAGAAGAUGGGCUUUGAUGAUAGAUCCCCAAAGGCAAGCUAACAAGUGGAUAAAAAAUAUGGAGAAAACUAACAAGCUGUCAGUUAUCAAAUUAUCUGACACACAUUAUGUGAGGACAUUAGAAACUUCUAUUCAGCUUGGAACACCAGUCUUGCUAGAAAAUAUUGGUGAAGAGCUAGAUGCUUUCAUAGAACCCAUUUUAUUGAAACAAACAUUUAAACAACAAGGAGUAGAAUACAUGAAAUUAGGGGAAAAUAUAAUUGAAUAUUCAAGAGACUUCAGGUUUUACAUGACAACCCACUUAAGAAAUCCUCAUUAUUAUCCUGAGGUGGCUGUGAAAGUUUGUCUACUCAAUUUCAUGAUUACACCUUUGGGUCUUCAGGACCAGCUUCUUGGAAUUGUAGCUGCAAAGGAAAAACCUGAGCUAGAAGAAAAGAAAAAUCAACUCAUCAUAGAAAGCGCAGCCAACAAGAAACAACUAAAAGAAAUAGAAGAUAAAAUCCUGGAGGUCCUUUCCCAUUCAGAAGGAAACAUCUUAGAAGAUGAAACAGCAAUUAAAAUUUUGUCUUCAUCCAAAGAGUUAUCUGAAGAAAUCUCUGAAAAGCAAAAAAUUUCCUCUUUAACUGAGCAGGAAAUAGAUUCUACUCGAAUGGGGUAUAAGCCAGUUGCUGUUCAUUCAGCUGUUGUCUUCUUCUGCAUCUCUGACAUGGCAAACAUUGAGCCUAUGUACCAAUAUUCAUUGGUUUGGUUCAUUAACUUGUAUGUUCAGUCUAUUGCUAAAAGCAAAAAGAGUGGAAAUCUAGAACAGAGAAUUAAAAAUAUAACCGAUCAUUUCACAGUAAGCAUCUAUAACAAUGUCUGUCGUUCACUGUUUGAAAAGGAUAAGGUGUUAUUCUCCUUCCUUCUGACAGUAGGCAUUAUGAAGGGAAAAGGCCAAAUAGAUGAUGAGGUUUGGCGUUUCCUGCUGACAGGAGGUGUUGCUCUCGACAAUCCUCACCCCAAUCCGGCUCCAGAUUGGCUGUCUAACAAAUCAUGGGCUGAGCUCGUCCGUGCAUCUUGCCUGACAAACCUCCAGGGACUUAUGGAACACAUAAGAGACAAUUUUUCCAAGUGGAAGCCAAUCUAUGACUCUGUCAAACCCCACGAAGAAGCCUUCCCAGAUGCGUGGAGCAGACUGACGGGGUUGGAUCGCAUGGUUAUUCUCAGAUGUUUGCGACCCGACAAAAUUAUCCCGGCAGUGCAGAUGUUCAUUGUGGAAAAUAUGGGAAGGACAUUUAUUGAACCACCCACAUUUGAUCUUGGGAGAAGUUACAGUGAUUCAAAUUGUUGUGCCCCUUUGAUUUUUAUAUUAUCACCAGGUGCUGAUCCUAUGGCAGGUUUACUAAAAUUUGCUGAUGAUGUCAGCAUGGGAAGUACAAGCAUUCAGACCGUUUCGCUUGGACAGGGCCAGGGCCCAAUAGCAGCAAAAAUGAUUUACCAGGCUAUUACUGAUGGAACCUGGGUAGUGCUGCAAAACUGCCAUCUUGCAACUAGCUGGAUGCCUGCCUUGGAAAAAAUCUGUGAGGAAGUUAUAGUGCCUGAGAAUACCAAUGAAAAGUUCAGGUUGUGGUUAACAAGUUAUCCAUCAGAAAAGUUUCCUGUUAGUAUCCUCCAGAAUGGCAUUAAAAUGACGAAUGAGCCCCCGAAAGGUGUUCGAGUGAACCUGCUCCGAUCGUACCUGAAUGACCCCAUCUCCGACCCCGUGUUCUUUGGCAGCUGCCAAAAGCCAGUGAUGUGGCAAAAACUUCUGUUUGGCCUUUGCUUUUUUCAUGCUGUUGUACAGGAAAGGAGAAACUUUGGCCCACUGGGCUGGAAUAUUCCAUAUGAGUUCAACGAAUCUGACCUCAGAAUAAGUAUGCAGCAGAUCCAGAUGUUUCUGAACGAAUAUGAAGAAAUCCCAUUUGAAGCUCUGACCUAUCUAACAGGGGAGUGUAACUAUGGAGGUAGAGUGACAGAUGAUAAAGACAGGCGUCUUCUCCUGUCCCUUCUGUCCAUAGUCUAUAACAAGGAUAUAGAGCAGGACAAAUACAUGCUCUCAGCUGGAGGUGACUACUACAUACCACCACAUGGCCCAUAUGAGUCUUACAUUGAAUACAUACGAAGUUUGCCAAUUAUAACACACCCUGAAGUGUUUGGACUUCAUGAAAAUGCAGACAUCACCAAGGAUAACCAGGAGACUAACCAACUUUUCCAUGGAGUGCUCCUGACUUUGCCUAGGCAAGCAGGGGGAGGUGGCAAGUCCCCUCAGGAAAUUGUUGAAGAUUUGGCACAGGACAUCCUAUCCAAAUUACCAAGUAGCUAUGACAUGGAAGAGGUUAUGAAGGCAUACCCAGUACUUUAUGAAGAGUCCAUGAAUACAGUUCUCAGGCAAGAACUAAUUCGAUUUAACAGGCUGACUGAAGUUGUUCGGAGCAGCCUCAUUAAUAUAGGCAAAGCCAUUAAAGGCCAAGUGUUGAUGUCUUCUGAACUCGAAGAUGUUUUCAACAGCAUGCUAGUGGGAAAAGUGCCAUCAAUGUGGGCUGCCAAAUCCUAUCCAUCACUGAAGCCACUGGGAAGUUACGUGUCCGAUCUCCUCUGUCGUUUGGUCUUCUUCCAGGAUUGGGUCAACAAUGGGCCGCCCACAGUCUUUUGGCUCUCAGGAUUCUUCUUCACUCAGUCUUUUUUGACCGGUGUUUUACAAAACUAUGCCAGAAAAUACACCAUCCCAAUCGACCACAUUGGAUUUGAAUUUGAGGUGAUGAAGGAGGAGCACACAAUGGAGAAAAUGCCACAAGAUGGGGCUUAUGUGAGAGGCCUUUUUUUAGAAGGUGCACGAUGGGAUAGAGAAUCCUCAUUAAUUGGAGAAUCACUACCAAAAAUCCUUUAUGAUCCUUUGCCCAUAAUCUGGCUGAAACCUGGAGAAAGUUCCAAAUUUCUUCAUAUGAACAUCUAUUCGUGCCCUGUAUACAAGACAAGCGCAAGAAGAGGUGUCUUAUCCACCACUGGCCACUCAACCAACUAUGUUCUCUCCAUUGAACUCCCUUCAGACAAGCCCCAAAAACACUGGAUAAAUCGAGGUGUGGCAGCUCUGUGCCAGCUGGAUGACUGAGAGGAUCCAACUCAAAACACAUUUUGUUAUUGUAAAGAUACACUUUACUCCUCAAUGGCUGCAUGGUUUGUUUUUUUUAUGAAAUUGGGCCUAAAGAGUUUUGAUGCUGAUUUUAAUGGGAAUCUACUUCACAACUCCUGCAAAUAAGACUCUGUGGAUUUGCCAGCCACUCCUGUGUCUCAGGAGUAUGUAGGGCAAGGAGGGAGGAGGUGAGAAUAUUCUGUUGUCAACAUAUAAAAUCAUGAACUGCCAGAGCUAUAUCAUAAAACUAUAGUCAUUCCUCAAUGAUGUGUCUCAG